This is a messenger RNA of Rangifer tarandus platyrhynchus (Svalbard reindeer), 591 nucleotides long. The record is from the annotation of a GenBank genome assembly. Lineage: Eukaryota; Metazoa; Chordata; Mammalia; Artiodactyla; Cervidae.
AUGAAAAGGCCACAUUCUGAAGUCACCCUGAAGGUCAACAGAGAUGCCUUUUUGGAAUCGUCUCUGAAAGCCACUUGGAAUUUCUCCAUCUCAGAUUGGAGCAAGAACUUUGAAGUGGUUUUUCAGGAUGAAGAAGCUCUGGACUGGGAAGGGCCUCUUCGGGAAUGGUUUGAGUUAAUCUGCAAAGCACUGUUUGACACCACCAAUCAGCUCUUCACCCGAUUCAGUGACACCAACCAAGCACUAAUGCACCCCAACGCUAAUCGCCCUGCUCAUCUGCUCCUGAAGAUGUAUGAGUCUGCAGGGCAUCUGGUGGGCAAGUGUCUCUAUGAGUCCUCUCUAGACGAAGCCUGCAAGCAGUUGGUCCAAGCUCGCUUCACUCAUUCUUUCUUGGCCCAAAUCAUAGUACUAUGUAUGCGUUGCAAGUGCUUUGAAACAGAUGACCCAGAGUUCUACAAAUCUAAAGUUUGUUUCGUUCUCAACAAUGACAUGAGUGAGAUGGAGCUGGUCUUUGCAGAAGAGAAAUUUAAUAAAUCAGAUCAAUUGGAUAAGGUCAGAGAAGACUCCCUGAGAGACCUGCUUCAGAAAUAG